ACAGCAUUUUUGUUUCUUGACCGAUAUGUCGUUGGCGGACGAAUUACUCGCGGAUCUUGAAGAAAACGAUGAUGAGGAAAAGUUUCUGGAAGAACCUGAACCCGACUUUAUUUCUCCCGUUUCAAAACCCAUAGAGGAAGCAGAAAUAAAAGUCACUUCGGUGCGAGAAUUAGCAAAACUUCGCGAUUCUUCACAACUACGAAGGAUUAUGGGUGAGAUUGAAAAAUACAGUAAAGUUCCUCGGAGAUCGACAGACAUCGUUGGACCAGUGGAAUCGGAUCCUGAAUAUCAACUUAUUGUAGAAGCUAACAACAUGGCUGUAGACAUUGACGAUGAAAUAGCAACUAUUCAUCGAUUUGCAAGGGACAAAUACUCAAAAAGAUUUCCUGAAUUAGAGUCAUUGGUUGUUGGACCCUUAGAAUAUGUAAUGACUGUUCGAGAAUUAGGAAAUGAUUUAGACAGAGCAAAAAAUAAUGAGACUUUGCAGCAAUUUCUUACACAAGCAACCAUUAUGGUUGUAUCUGUAACUGCUUCUACUACUCAAGGUCAGUUGCUGACAGAGGAAGAAAAGGAAGCAAUUUGCGAAGCAUGCGACAUGGCAGUAGAACUGAAUAAUUGCAAGCUUAAGAUAUUUGAAUAUGUUGAGAGUAGGAUGGCAUUCAUUGCACCAAAUUUAUCCAUAAUAGUUGGAGCAUCAACAGCUGCUAAAAUCAUGGGUGUUGCUGGAGGCCUGACAAAAUUAUCUAAGAUGCCAUCAUGUAAUGUACUAGUUUUGGGGUCAAAGAAAACUACCCUAUCUGGUUUUUCACAAGUGGCGACAUUACCUCACACAGGUUUUAUAUACUAUUCGGAUAUUGUACAAGAUACUCCACCAGAUUUAAGGAGAAAAGCAGCUAGGUUGGUAGCGGCUAAGAGUGUUCUUGCUGCUAGAGUUGACGCCUGUCAUGAAAGUACGGAUGGACACAUUGGUCAAAUGUUUAGAGAGGAAAUUGAAAAGAAGCUGGAUAAACUACAAGAACCUCCUCCUGUAAAAUUUGUCAAACCCUUACCCAAGCCGAUCGAUCCUGGUCGAAAGAAGCGUGGUGGUAAACGUAUUCGAAAAAUGAAAGAACGCUAUGCUAUUACAGAAUUUCGAAAACACGCAAAUCGCAUGAAUUUUGCAGAUAUUGAGAACGAUGCUUAUCAAGAAGAUCUUGGAUAUUCUCGAGGUACAAUUGGCAAAGCAGGAACAGGUAGAAUUCGAUUGCCACAAAUUGACGAGAAAACAAAAGUUCGGAUAUCAAAGGCAUUGCAAAAGAAUUUACAGAAGCAACAACAAUGGGGAGGCAGUACAACGGUAAAGAAACAGGUCUCCGGUACUGCUUCCAGUGUAGCAUUCACUCCUUUGCAGGGGUUGGAAAUAGUAAAUCCACAAGCAGCCGAGAAAAAAGUGAAUGAAGCAAAUGCAAAAUAUUUUUCAAAUACUGCUGGCUUCUUGCAAGUGAAAAAAGUGUAAAACAUUUCCAAUAAGAAGUCUGUAAGUAUGUGCAAAUAUUACUCGUUAAAUAAUCGUAACAUCUGUAUUUAUUCAUAUCGUAACAUAUUGUCAGCAUAUUUUUCAAUUUAUUUUAAUUAAUGUGUAUUCAUUUUGUUUGGUCGUGUUCCAAUUAAGUCGAAGAAACGAGAUGUAUUCGUGUAAUAAGCAAUUAGAUUUAAUAGCAAUAAAAUGACCGUAACAAAAAAGAAACGGAUUAAA
Molecule: messenger RNA, 1735 nt
Organism: Orussus abietinus
Lineage: Eukaryota; Metazoa; Arthropoda; Insecta; Hymenoptera; Orussidae
Gene: Prp31
Product: U4/U6 small nuclear ribonucleoprotein Prp31
Exons: 8
Coding region: 26-1495 (489 amino acids)
Biological process (GO): mRNA splicing, via spliceosome; spliceosomal tri-snRNP complex assembly
Cellular component (GO): precatalytic spliceosome; U4/U6 x U5 tri-snRNP complex; U4 snRNP
Source: RefSeq, a predicted model, not a curated record